Messenger RNA from Rotaria socialis, 1068 nucleotides. The record is from the annotation of a GenBank genome assembly. Lineage: Eukaryota; Metazoa; Rotifera; Eurotatoria; Philodinida; Philodinidae.
AUGGCUAUGAUCAAUGAUUGUGAUCACAAUUUACUUGUAUGGAUCGAUUUGGAAAUGAGUGGACUUGAUUUAAAUAUACAUACGAUUGUCGAAAUAGCGAUUGCUAUAACUGAUUUUCAUCUUAAAAAUUAUAUUGAAGGGCCAGAUAUUGUUAUACAUCAUGAUCAGGAUGUACUUGAUAAAAUGAAUGACUGGUCAAGAACGCAGCAUACAAAAUCAGGAUUAAUAGAAUUAAUUCGACAUAGUCAAAUAUCAUUAUAUGAUGCUGAAACGCAAGUUAUUGAUUUUCUUAAACGUCAUUGUCCACCUGGUACUGGGAUUUUAGCUGGAAAUUCAGUUUUUGUUGAUCGAUGGUUUAUUGAAAAAUAUAUGCCACGUCUCCAUACAGUCCUUCAUCCAAGUAUCGUUGAUUGUAGUACUUUAAAAGAAUUGACACUACGUUGGCAACCUGUACGAUAUACUCAACGACCACACAAACAAAUGAUGCAUCGAGCACGUGAUGAUAUACGAGAAUCAAUUAAUGAGCUAAAUCAUUAUCGACAACAUAAUUUUUAUCUUACUUGGCAUACUAUUCGUCAUCCACCUUAUCUUCCUGCGCCUGCUCUUUCAAAUCCUCGUACUCAUUUAGUUUGGUUAAAAACUGAUUCUGAUCAAGUUAAUCAUGUAUAUGUAAUUAUAACCGAUGGAAAUCUUAAUAUUUUAAAUGAUAUUUAUCUUGAUAUGAACGAAAAGUGCAAUCAAUAUUCUUUAUUAGUUGGUUUUUUACAUAGAAAUAUUUUAGUUAAUCGAAGUUCUCCUAUUUGUGGCCAAUGCGUUCAUAUUGAUCGCGCAAGAAUAGAACGUAUUGUACCUGAAUUACUUUCAUGUUGUCAUUAUAGAAGUAUUGAUGUCGAUGUUUUAAAUGUUCUUUGUCGCAGAUGGGCUCGACAAGUAUACGAAAGCCGACCAAUAAUAUGUGCUAAUUCGAAUGAUCUCGUAACAGAGUUGCAAGGAUCUAUUCAACUGUUACAGUACUAUCGUGCUAAUGUAUUCAAAUUUGACCUUUUUGUUCAAGAAAAACAGUCAUAA